Molecule: messenger RNA, 306 nt
Organism: Penicillium samsonianum
Lineage: Eukaryota; Fungi; Ascomycota; Eurotiomycetes; Eurotiales; Aspergillaceae
Exons: 2
Coding region: 1-306 (101 amino acids)
Source: RefSeq, a predicted model, not a curated record
AUGAAACCGUCACACGAGUCAUGGAAGACCAUGCUCAAGCCCCAAAAUCACACUGUCAAGCUCUGGACUGACGAUGACACCUUCAAAUUCAUCAGAUACAUGGGAUAUCCUCACAAUAUCCAACUUGCUCACAUUGCCAGAUUGCUUUUCGUCCAUACCAAAGGCGGCAUCUACGCAGACCUAGAUGCUUACCCCAGGUCAGCCAAGCACACACAAUGCCUUCAAUAUCUUGGGUUGCAAGGAAUAUUCUCCCCGGAGGCCCACGAGGCGAAGCGGCAGGGGGGGGGUCGGCUGACGUCGCGAUGA